UUCCUCUCCACAAUCACACUUCUGAAUGGACUGCGGACCGUCGUCGUUCUGCAAGGGAACCGAUCUGUAAAUACACACUUAAUCCCGGCUGGCACCGGCGUACCUUCACAGGCCAGGUCUUCCAAUAUCGCAUCACCGUUGUGUUCACUCAACAACUCGAUAUCACACCUUGGAGGACAACACCGCAAAAAGAACACAACCCCUGUUCGGAAACAACAUUAGCAGCGAUGGACAGCAGGAUAGUCCCCCGGGGCUUCUUGUCCUUGUCCCGUCUGCCUCGGCCGGUUGGCUGGCGACGGUCGUUGGCGAAAUGCGUGAGGGCGAGAAGGGGGUUUGCUACCAUGGACGGGGUUGGGAAUGAAAAUGCACCCACCCCUCGCAAAAACGGCAUCGGCAUCCAAAUGAUCUCCCACUACCUCCACUCCACCCUCUUCCCCUCCCACAAACCGACCCAAAAACCCUGGCAGCUCGCCCUCGCCCAACAGCACCUCAGCACACACAACCUGCUCAACAAAGCCCUCGACGUCACGCCCGACCCCAACAUCGACCUGCCCCCGCUUGUUGGGGCUGAUAUGAAGGAGCAUAUACGUGUGUUGGGUGAGGAGCAGGCUGCGGGGUAUUUGAGGCUGGCGGAGGGGUUUAUGAGGGAGGGGUUGCCGCCGUUACCCGAGACGUGGAGACAAGGUCCGAAAGCGGAGGGCUGGGUGCGGUACGAUACCCGCAAGAAAAGUUACGUGACGAAAUCGGUGCCGUACCCCGACGACGACGCGCUGGUGUUUGAUACCGAAGUGUUGUAUAAGAUUGGCGGCUUUCCCGUCAUUGCAGUCGCCGCGUCCAGCAGGUACUGGUAUGCGUGGACGACGCCCGGGUUGUUCUCGGGCAAAGAUCCGGAGAAUUUCGUGCCGAGGACUUUGAUACCGCUUGGACCCCAUGAUCGAAAAAGGAUCGUUGUGGGGCAUCAUGUUGCGUAUGAUCGCGCGAGGAUACUGGAGGAGUAUAGGCUGGAGGGCACGGAGUUUGGGUUCGUGGAUACGUUGAGUAUGCAUUCGGCGGUGGGUGGGUUGUCGACGCAGCAGCGGCCCGCAUGGAUUAUGAGGAAGCAGCAGGAUAGGAUUGCGAAGUUGCAGCAGGGGGAUCUUGAUGGGGCGAGCGGGGAGGUUGGGGGUGGGGAUGGCGGGAAGGCGGAAGGGACGGCGGAAGGGAAACGCCGGAAGAAGGACGUUGGUGAGGCUGGAGAGGCCCCGCAGAGUGUUGAUGGUGGGAAGGAGGCGGAAGCGAAGAAGGAACCGAGACCCUCCACCACCCGCCCAGGGGUACUCAAGCCUACUGGGCCGGACAUGCCCACCUUGGAAGAAUUCCAGGAACCAGGCACGACCACGACGUCCUGGGAAGACGUCUCCUCCCUCAACAACAUGGGGCACAUCGCGGAACUCUACCUCGGCGAACAAGUCGACAAGUCCGUCCGCAAAGAUUUUGAAACCACCGACCCGCGCACCGUCAUCGACAACUUCCAAGAACUCAUGUCCUACUGCGCUAAAGACGUCGACGUCACCCACCGGCUCUUCAAAGCCAUCAUGCCGCGCUUCCGCGCCAAGUGCCCGCACCCGGCCUCGUUUGCCGGGAUGCUGCAUAUGGGGAAGGGGUACCUCCCCAUCUCGGACGACUGGAACAAGUACGUGAGGGACUCGGAGGCAAAGUUCCAGGAGUUUCACCAGGAUAUCCAUGUGCGGUUGACGCGGUUGGUGGAUGAGGCGGUGGAGAAGGGGAAGGAUGGGAGUUGGAAGAGUGAUCCGUGGCUGUCGCAGUUGGAUUGGACCAUUCAGGAAGCGAAGUUUACAAAGGCGGGGAAACCGGCGAGGCAGCAGGGGUUACCCGGCAAACCGAAAUGGUACAGCGAUCUGUGGGAUAAGAAGACCGGCUCGUUGAACAUCUCGCUGCGGACACGGAUCACGCCUUACCUGCUCGCGCUGCAGUGGAAGAAAUAUCCGCUGUACUAUAUCUCCGCAUUCGGGUGGACAUACGUCGUCCCGAAAGGCGAGGUGGUCGACGGCGGGCAGGACACCCAGCGGCUGCGGUUCUCGGACAAGCCCGGCGAGCGGACCUACGACCCCCGCGCGUCGCAUGAUACCACGCACGACUAUUUCCGCGUGCCGCAUCCAGGCGGCGACGGCGCGAACUGCGGGUCGCCGUUAUCCAAAUCGUUCAUGACAGCGUUUGAGAACGGGACCCUGACGAGCACGUACGAGGGGGCGCGGCAUAUCCUGUCCCUGAGCUCGCAGUGCACGUACUGGUUGAGUGCGAAACAGCGGGUGAAUUCGCAGUUUGUGAUCUGGGAACGGGAUCUGAAGGGUUUACCGGGCGGUGUGCCCAAGAUGCCGGAGGGGAAGGGGUAUGGGGUCAUCUUACCGCAGUCGAUUACGAUGGGCACGGUUACCAGGCGUGCGGUGGAGGGGACGUGGAUGACUGCUGCGAAUGCCAAGAAGAAUCGGAUCGGGACCGAGUUGAAGUGCCAGGUGCAGGCGCCGCCCGGGUAUAAGAUGGUUGGCGCGGACGUGGACUCUGAGGAACUGUGGAUUGCGAGUCUGUUGGGCGACGCGCAGUUUAAUAUGCACGGCGCGACCGCGAUCGGGUUCAUGACUCUGCAAGGGAGUAAAGUCAACAAGACGGACUUGCAUACGGUCACGGGCAACAUCCUCGGCACCUCGCGCGACAACGCCAAAGUCUUCAACUACUCCCGAAUCUACGGCGCAGGUAUCAAAUACGCCGUUCAACUCCUCCUCCAAGCCUCCCCCGGGCUCGCCAAGGACGUUGCGUUGCAAAAGGCAGAGCAGCUGUAUAGGUCCACAAAGGGGUUGAGGAGUAAAGGGAGGCAGAUUUGGGAGGUGGAUGAUGCGAAGACAAGUGUGCAGUAUUAUCAUGGCGGGACUGAGAGUUUUAUGUUCAAUCAGUUGGAAAGGAUUGGGACGUCAAGGAGGCCGAAGACGCCGGUGUUGGGGUGUGAGAUUCCGAGUAGUUUGAUGCCGGAGUUUGUGGGACCGCAUUACAUGACAUCCCGCGUAAACUGGGCCGUCCAAUCCUCCGGCGUCGACUACCUCCACCUCGUCCUCGUCUCCAUGUCCUACCUCACGCGCCGCCUGAACAUCUCCACACGUUUCAUGCUCUCCAUCCACGACGAGGUGCGGUUCCUCGUUAAAGACGAGCACGCCAUGCUCGCCGCGCUGUGUUUGCAGAUCUCCAACCUAUGGGUUCGCGCCAUCUUUGCGGAGAGCGUCGGGAUCCGCGAUUUGCCGUCCUCUGUUGCGUUCUUUUCGAGGUGGAUAUGGAUUGUGUGACGCCGAGUAAUACGGUGCCUGUGGCGCCGGGGAAGAGCGUGGAUGUGUUUAAGGUCGUGGAGGAGGUUGAGGAGUGGAAACGCGUGAAUGGGGUCACGGGUAGUUUGUGGGCUGGGAAGGAGGUGCCGGGGGUGUUGGCGGUGCAGAAACGGGUGUUGGAGGACAAGUUCAGGCAGGAGAGGGAGCGGGAGGCACUUAAGCAGAAACUUGGGCCGCGGUUUGCGACGCUUGUCACUGGCGACGCGACGAAGAAAAGGGAGGGUAGCGAUGCCGAUGAGACGCACCUGCGGUUCUUGCAAGCCAAGGAAGCGAUGGACAGUGCGCGGAUCCGGCUGCAGAUGGCGGCGACGAAAGAUGAAGCUGAGGAGGAGUUG
Messenger RNA from Fimicolochytrium jonesii, 3706 nucleotides. Its product is annotated as DNA polymerase family A-domain-containing protein. The record is from RefSeq and is a predicted model, not a curated record. Gene Ontology annotation, molecular function: DNA-directed DNA polymerase activity; DNA binding; 3'-5' exonuclease activity. The transcript has 4 exons. The coding region runs from base 228 to 3332 and encodes 1034 amino acids. Gene Ontology annotation, biological process: mitochondrial DNA replication. NCBI's taxonomy places the organism in Eukaryota, Fungi, Chytridiomycota, Chytridiomycetes, Spizellomycetales, Powellomycetaceae. Gene Ontology annotation, cellular component: mitochondrion; gamma DNA polymerase complex.